GAGGAGGAGGGUACCGAAGGAUGUUGUUGCCCCUCUAGGCCUCGGCUUGCCUCAGUAGCCCGACAGCCUGGUUGCCAUAACAACUCGCAAUCCUAGAGCGUCUCCGGCGCAGCUUGGGAGUCCCGGGUGGGUGGAGACAGGUCAUCCAAGAUGGGAGGAAAGAUAGCCGUCCGCCACUACCUUUCCCGACCUCGGAGUGUGUGCACAGCUUCCUCCCCGCCAAGGCAUGAAGAGCUACUUUGAGCCCAGGCCCCCAGCUUUCAUCGGUGACGGGAAGCCCUGCCCAGCCAAGCGAGGGGAACGCAGGGCGUCUUCACCCUGCGCCUUUCAUCCUCCACGGAUCUCCAAGCACCAGCUGGUUCAUCACCCCUCAUGACGCGAACCCUUUUAUGAGACCGCUUUCAUGUCAGCCGCUUGGGAGUGCCAUCUCAGCAUUAAGUCUAGAGAGGAGGACAUGGCGCCCCAGCCCCUGCCCCGGAGUUUAUAAGGCAGCUCAUGGGGUGGAAAGCUAACCAUGGGGAAGAGCUGCAAGGUGGUCGUGUGCGGCCAGGCCUCGGUGGGCAAAACUUCCAUUCUUGAGCAGCUCCUGUACGGGAACCAUGUUGUGGGUUCUGAGAUGAUUGAGACCCAGGAAGACAUCUACGUAGGCUCCAUUGAGACAGACCGAGGGGUGCGGGAGCAAGUGCGUUUCUACGAUACGCGGGGUCUCCGAGAUGGGGCCGAGCUGCCCAGGCACUGCUUCUCCUGCACUGAUGGCUACGUCCUGGUCUACAGCACAGACAGCCGAGAAUCGUUUCAGCGCGUUGAGCUGCUCAAGAAGGAAAUCGACAAGUCCAAGGACAAGAAGGAGGUCACCAUCGUGGUCCUUGGCAACAAGUGUGACCUGCAGGAGCAGCGUCGUGUCGACCCGGAUGUGGCACAGCAUUGGGCCAAGUCAGAGAAGGUGAAACUGUGGGAGGUGUCAGUGGCCGACCGCCGUUCCCUCCUGGAGCCUUUCAUCUACCUGGCCAGCAAGAUGACCCAGCCCCAGAGCAAGUCCGCCUUCCCUCUCAGCCGCAAGAACAAGGGCAGUGGCUCCCUGGAUGGCUGAAGGGCUGCCCUUCUGUCUUUACCGUUCCAACCCCAUUCCAGGAUGGGCUGAGGGCACAGGGGCGCAGAAGCAAGCUGUUCUUCCAAUCAGUAAGGGAACGACCCUCCAGGCCAGGAAGCUGGGCCGGCCCAGGCCAGUGCUACUUUUGUCCCCUCUUAACUCCAAGAAGUGCAAGAGAACUUGAUUGCUGGCCUUCCCCGUGACCCUUCCAUGAUAGCCCACCCUGCCCCCAGCUCACAUCACAUUUUCUCCACAGUCACCUGGACACUUAGGGUACAUAGUGUCUCUUCCAUCUGCCUGGGCAGGAAGCAGGGCUGUCAUGCCAAAGUGCCCAGUCCAGGGUCUAGCUCCUAUCAGGGAUUCCAGCUCUCUAAAUUUCCUGCCAGUAACCCAGCACCAACCUGGGCCUGAGAAAGGGACCAGGUAUUGUGAGCGCACGGUUAUACUUGCUGAUCUUAGGUUUGGCUCCUCGUCCCUCACCCUGACCUUUCCCCUGGCCUGUCCAAGGCUGGGAAAAGCCAGGCUUCUGGGAGUGGCGUUUUCUGUUUGACCUCCACCCAUCUCCCAGCCGUUUCACUUCCUCUUCCUGCUCUGGGAGCAGAGGCCUCAUUGGUUGCGGUGGAGUGGAAUGAUGACUGGCCUGUCCGUCACCCUGUGACCUCCCAAGGCCAUUCUUCUCUGGGCGUCAGUUUUCUCAUCUGUGAUUUGACAGGAGCUUGGAUACUCGGUAGUUUUCUACACUAGGUGGCUUGGGCCUCCUGUGUCUCUGCCCCUGCUUCACCCUCUUCAAGGUGCUAUACCUACCAGCCCUGGCGGCUGGACCAGCCUCUGCUAACCACCAGGGGGCAGGAGCGCACUCUGUGCGCCGAGGAGCACCGUCUGGACCCACCCGUAGGGCUGGUGUCCAUCCCUCGGGGUUGUUUUCGGCUAGUGGCUGGAUUUAUAUUUAUAUUCUCUGUAUGUGUCUGCCUGCUACCCUGGUGAAGGUGGGAUAAGCCCCUCCUCCAGCCCUUCCUUCUUACCUCAGAUGCCUGAACAGAACCAGGCAAACCAGUAGCAGCUUCCUGGGAGCUGCCAGGCCUUGCAUCCGGGGUUGUGCUCUCAAGGGAGCCCGUAACCCACAACUUCUGGUGCCCACCUUGAGCCUCUGAUGCGCGCACCUCACGUGAGUUAGACACUACAGCCAGGCCACCUCCUGUACCACCCUCCUCUUCAGAGCACGCGAGAAGGGGCUGGUGCCCAGGGAGAGUCAGGGCAUCUACAGGCUCAGGCUUGAAGUUCAUUUAUUAAUGUGUUGGACACAAUAAAACCACAACUGCUGUUAUCAAAAA
Messenger RNA from Peromyscus maniculatus bairdii (prairie deer mouse), 2421 nucleotides. It is a transcript of the gene Nkiras2, whose product is annotated as NFKB inhibitor interacting Ras like 2. Gene Ontology annotation, molecular function: GTP binding; GTPase activating protein binding; GTPase activity. Gene Ontology annotation, biological process: Ral protein signal transduction; negative regulation of canonical NF-kappaB signal transduction. The record is from RefSeq and is a predicted model, not a curated record. Lineage: Eukaryota; Metazoa; Chordata; Mammalia; Rodentia; Cricetidae.